ACUGACACUGAAUGAUAAAAAUGUGGAAUAUUUGUAUGAUUGUUUGUCUUUGUGUAUUGGCUGUAGACUCGCAGCUGAUAUAUACAGCUAAUAAUGAUGGACAACAAACUCUACAAGAUAUGCUUCACAUCCUAGAAUCUCAAAAGAAGUAUUCAGAUCUUAUUUUGUUGAGGCAAGCGAAUAUCACCGAUUUUCUACGGACAACUCCUUGUAAUCUUCAAUAUCAAGGCGAAUUUGUUGUUUUUGAUGAAGAUGUUAAGCGUUCCUUCAAAACAUCCUUUGAUUCAUGCAAGUCGGACUGUUUGAAGUCAACUCAAUGCCGAACUAUGUAUCGUCUUAACGGAUUCCGUUUCAUCGUUAACAAGGAUGUUGAACAUAGUCCAUAUGCAGGCUCGAUGUUAUAUCAUAAAGUGUGUACUGGAAUAUAUGAUGAUGUUAGAGAAGUGCUAAGACAGCUAUCAGAAUUAAUUCAAAAAGUAAAUGAUAUCAGCAGUGAAGUCAAGAGUCUACGAGAGGGGUUGACAAAGGCCAAUAUUAUAUCAUAAAGUGAUAUGGAAAUAAAUUACACGAUAAACUGUUGCUCCUAUAUAAAAAUAUCCUGUAUCGGUUUAAUAUCAGCAUGUUGCAAACUUAAGUAUUUUUAGGGUUUUUUCAUACGUCAAUAUUGACGAUGUUUGACCAGAUUUUUAAAACCGUAAACUGUAUAGAAAAAGGCUGAUAUGAAAGGCGUUUGAAGACAAUUUUGGAGUUGACUGGAUUUGUUGUUGUCGGCUGGGUUGUUUUUAUGUUAAUUGGAAACCUACACAUGCCGCUAACAAAUCAUAAUCAGGCUGAAAUUGCAUUUUAGGUGCAAAAUGGUCAAAUUAAAUCGGUCAAAUCCC
Magallana angulata is the source of this 881-nucleotide messenger RNA. RefSeq lists its product as uncharacterized. Lineage: Eukaryota; Metazoa; Mollusca; Bivalvia; Ostreida; Ostreidae. Bases 12 to 545 code for a protein of 177 amino acids. The record is from RefSeq and is a predicted model, not a curated record. The transcript has 3 exons.